Molecule: messenger RNA, 591 nt
Organism: Sclerotinia sclerotiorum 1980 UF-70
Lineage: Eukaryota; Fungi; Ascomycota; Leotiomycetes; Helotiales; Sclerotiniaceae
Exons: 5
Coding region: 1-591 (196 amino acids)
Source: RefSeq, a predicted model, not a curated record
AUGUCCUUUCAGAGAGCUCCCGAUUCUGAGCAAUAUCACAAAAGAGCAAAGACAAAAAAGGAGGUUGAAGCGGCUAAAUGGGCCGGUGGGUUCCAAAAAUUGGUACAUCGUGAGGCAUCAUCUAUCAAUGUUCAACGUGUGGCCGUUCAAGCCAACUACUUCAAAAUAUCCAAUCCACUCGAUCAAAUCAAUUCAAAGGACAUUAUCAAACGUGAACUCCGUCGUUCUCUUAUCAAAGCGCUACUAGAACAGCAUUCCCUUUCAGCAAUCCGAGUUUCCGACUACUUUGAAUACAUUGUUUUUGUCGGAAACUUUUAUCCCGUUUCUUCCGAUUCAGUGGGCACAGUCACUAAUGUGCUGCAUUAUCGUCCUGGUCAGAAUGAAACCUGGCGUUGGCGGACUGAGAUUCCACCGAAUGCUGACCAGGAGGAUCUCAUUGGCUUGCGGGUGACCUUCAAUGCCAACGGCAUAAAUCCUAAGACCAGAGUCAUCCGCGGUGUUGGUGCGCGAGAUGCCAGGCUUACAACUUUCAGGCCAAAGGAGUCUCAGAAUACCGAAUGUUGCGUUUCGACCCUCAAUCAUGCUGUUUGA